CCUCUUUCUCCCACAGACAGACAAGACGGACUCUCGCGCCCACACACACGCACCCACGCGCACCCACCACGCACACACACACGCACACACACACACACACACACCAAACCUCUCUCAACCCACCGGUCCUAUCGCGCGCUUGCUCCUGUUCUGCACAGACGCAGCCUCACCUCACCUUCCGCACCCCUCGCCCGUCCGCUACCUCGAGCCGCGCCCCGUCGCGACCUGCCUCGCCUCGCCCCCUCAGCCGCCCAACGAGUUCGCAGGCCUUACUCGCUCCGUGGCCAAGCGUGGCAUGCUCUCGGCACUCAUCAAUUCUUCGUCCGCCGCCGACGGCUCGCGACAACGGCUGACUCGUGGACCUGCCAUGUCCUGAGGUGGCCUUUAUCGCCGUGUCCCUCCCCCUGAACCGCGCGACAACCAUAUUCCCUCCUGGCAUCCCCAACUCGACCUGCAUCGUUGAGCUCCAUCGCCGGGUAGUCGCUCGCUGCGCCUUUCGCCGCCUGCUGCGUCGAGCGCUUCCCGUGCCUGCCACUGCAACCCUCCCCCAAGCCUGAGCCGCCCGCCGCGUCUCUCCCCUCCCUUCGCCAUGGACGGCAUCGUGGGCACCCCGGCGCCCGGCCACAUGUACGUCCGCGCCCUUUACGAUUACGAGGCCGACGACAGGACCAGCUUGAGUUUCCACGAGGGCGACGUCAUCCAAGUCAUCACCCAGCUUGAGAGCGGCUGGUGGGACGGCGUCAUCAACGGUGUCCGUGGCUGGUUCCCCAGCAACUACUGCCAGAUCAUCGCCGGCGCCGACGACCUCCCCGAACCAGACCACAACGGUCACAUCGAUCACCUCGACGACGACGACGACGCCGAGGAGCAUGACGUGUACGAUGACAGCUUCGAGCACGACGACGGGUCCGAAGUCGACGGCUCCAAUGGCCUGCCCCUCGAAGGCAUCGACAUGGCCGACAAGUCGAGGGCCGAUUUCUGGAUCCCCCAGGCCACCCCGGACGGCCGUCUCUUCUACUACAACAUGAUGACGGGUGACCGCAGCAUGGAGCUUCCGCUCGAGUCCCCAACCUCCGCCACAGAAAGCGGCCCUCGAGAUCGCAUGAAUGUCACCAUACCCGACAAGACGCGCCCUCCGCCCGAGAUGAUGGCAAGAGGCCUGAUGCAAGACGAAGAUGACGAUUCCGCAACGUCUGCUUCAGAGGCCGAAGCAGAAUCCAUGCUUCUUGCUUCGAGGGGUUAUAUGGCCCGCAAUCGCGCGUCAUUCACUGGCGCCCUCUCCCCUUCGACGUCUAUGGAUUCCAUAAACGGCGCAUCGCCGGCUCGACGCAAGCGCACCGACGGCUUACCCAACGGCAAGGCAGGGAGCAAAGAGCCUCCCAACAUGGCCUCGGCCACCUCCUUCACCAGCACUACGUACAACCUCCCCACCACCGCUACCGUUCCGCGGUCCUUCUUCGACGAUGGCUCUACUCCUCCCCUCACCUGGGGCCUGCUCGUGUCCAACAUGAAGCGCGCCAUCGAUCGCUACCGGGAAGCAAUCACAAACAACAGCCGCUCCGAGUACGUUGCUAGAGCCGAAGACAUAUCCGACCAUCUCCGCCUCCUGCUUGCCGCCGGUUCGGGAACCACGGACAACCACUCUGGCCAGCCGUCCAUCAUCUCGACGAACAAGGCAUUGUAUCCUCACUUCCGCGACAUGAUGUCAAAAUUCUCUAAACUCGUCAUUUCCUCGCACAUUGCCGCCGCCGACUGGCCCAACGCGGAAUCCGUACAAAAAUGCUUGCAAGAGGCCGACGGCGUCCUUCUUGGCGUCUUUAGCUACGUGGACGUCGCGAGACAGCAGCGGGGCGAGGAGAUCCCGAGGCUGUUCCCGGGUUUCGUAAUCGGGAGCAAUGCCGGUGGGAGCUGGCAAAACAACGGAUUGGGACCGCGAGACCCUAUCGCUUCCAACUUCUUGGACGACGACGAAGGGGCCGUGGAACCUACUGCCAUCCUCGAUGGCAAGCUUCUCGAGAGACUUGACGAGCAGAAACGAAUUCUCGUGUCGAGCAUUAGGGAACUCGACAAGAGUCUCGUUGCGCCGGAGAGCAUCAUCACGCCGUAUCGUCACGAGGUUAUUGGAAACAAUGUCUGCUCUGCUGGUGGCAAAGUGGUAGACAGGUUCAGGCCGUGGAUCGCCAUGAUUGAGUCCAUCGACCUCUCGUCCCUAGGUGACAGCUUUCAGACGCCCCAGCUCGCCGACUUCAGCACCAACAAACAGAGCCUGUACGAUAACAUUUCCGACCUGUUGCUUGGCUGUCAGGCCGUCGCGGGGCCCCUGGCAGACGAGUGGAGCGAAGUUCGAGGAGAGGCGCUCGAGAACCGGCUGGAAUACGUGCGCCAAUGCGCGAGGGCUCUCGAGACCAACUCGUCGCAUAUUGGCUUCUCGCUGCAGCUGCUCUCCGAACAGGUGCAGAUCAACAUUCAACAGCAGCAGCCACAAGCUGGACCCCGGUUCAGAGGAGAUCAAGGGCCACGGCAGCUGCAGCGGGUGGAGACGAUGCCUUACGAUCGGCCCCAUCAGCGCUCGGACUCGAGAACUGCCGGCAUGCGGCCACCAUUGAUCACAACCCAAUCGUUCAGUGAGGGCGAACCACCACCAGGCAAUUUUCGGAAAGGUGACUAUUCCAAGGUGAAGAAGAUAUUCGGCGAAGACCCUUCACCGCAGACGACUGUCAGCGGUGAUACUCCCGUGUAUAUGCGCCUCGACUACGAGGACGACGUGUCAUGGGACAACAAGACCACACCUCCCACGGUCAAGGGCGGGUCUCUCCCAGCUCUUGUCGAGCAACUCACGCGGCACGACAAGCUAGACCCGAACCUCAACAACACCUUCCUCCUCACGUACAGGUCUUUUACCUCUGCACGCGAGCUCUUCGAGCUGCUUGUCAAGCGCUUCGGUAUACAGCCGCCGGAAGGCAUCAGCCAGCAAGACUACGAGGCAUGGAGAGAUCGCAAGCAGAAGCCGAUUCGGUUCCGAGUGGUCAACAUCUUGAAGAGCUGGCUUGAUAAUUUCUGGAUGGAGGAGCACAACGAAGAAUCGAAGCAGCUGAUCCGCGACGUGUACACCUUUGCUAGGGACACGGUGAAGUCGACUGAGACGCCAGGCUCCGGCCCUCUGAUGGCCGUGCUCGAUCAGAGGCUGAGCGGAAAGGAGGCGGGCGCGCGUCGGAUGGUCCAGACGGUGAAUCAGAGCGCGCCCACGCCGAUUGUACCAAAGAACAUGAAGAAGCUCAAGUUUCUCGAUAUCGACGUGACCGAGUUUGCACGACAGCUCACAAUCAUCGAAUCUCGGCUAUACGGCAAGAUCAAGGCGGCAGAGUGUCUCAAUAAGACGUGGCAAAAGAAGGUCGGAGAGGGCGAGCCGGACGCCGCCCCCAAUGUCAAGGCGUUGAUCUUGCAUUCGAAUCAGAUGACCAACUGGGUCGCGGAGAUGAUUCUCGCCCAGCAGGACGUCAAGAAGCGCGUGGUGGUCAUCAAGCACUUUGUUUCGGUCGCCGAUAAAUGCCGAGGGCUCAACAACUUCUCGACGUUGACAUCAAUCAUCUCAGCUCUUGGCACGGCACCGAUAGCUCGACUGAAGCGGACCUGGGACCAGGUCCCGCAGCGGACGCAAGGCGUGUUGGAGACGAUGCGCCGGCUGAUGGCCAGCACCAAGAACUUUGGCGAGUAUCGCGAGGCGCUGCACGCCGCAAAUCCGCCAUGCAUUCCAUUUUUCGGCGUGUAUUUGACCGACCUUACUUUCAUUGAAGAUGGAAUACCCUCGAUCAUCAAGAAGACUAACAUGAUCAACUUUGCGAAGCGGGCAAAGACUGCAGAAGUCAUUCGUGACAUCCAACAAUACCAGAACGUGGUGUACUCGCUGCAGCCGGUUCCCGAGCUACAGGAUUACAUUCUGAGCAACAUGCAAGCUGCGGGGGAUGUGCACGAGAUGUACGACAAGAGUUUGAUGAUUGAGCCGCGAGAGCGUGAGGACGAGAAGAUUGUGAGGGUGCUGGCCGAAUCGGGCUUCCUCUAAGCCGUCUUACAACUAGCCACUCCGACCGUCGUUCUUGGAGCCCAUGUGUCGCCAGCCACGAAACCCGAUAAGCUGGUUUAGCGAGGCCAACCAGUGCAUCGAAGUCGACGGGUGGCUUGCAGCUGCCACAUGCGCAACCCACAUUCUCACAGCAUCAGACGAAUCAGGGGCGGCCUAAUGUCGAGGCGACGGACUAUGGCUGCGGCUGUCUCGAGGCCGCCCCGUCUGGUGGUGAAGAGACGAAGGCUCGUCGCGAAGCGGAAGCCCUAUGCGCGCGGUGUGGUGUGAGGCAUCGGGAGGUGGGGGGCGCAAUGUUAAACAACCUUCCGAGCCUGGACAUUGGCGUCUCGGUGGCGUCAGACGUGGGAUUGGACAAUCGCCUCCCCAUCCCUGUCGACCCCCAACGCGAGCCACGGAUCACCGCCCACCCCUACAGAUUCAUACAACAUGUUGGCCUGCGAAAGACGACACCGGACGGUUCUGUUGGUCGAUGCAUUGGCUAGCACAGUGGCGAGCCUGCGCGGGGAAGCCAGGCAUGGCAGUUGCCUCGGACAUUGGAGGAUAGAAGUCGGUGGAGUUCAUGUUUCUGCUACCUCACUGUGUGAGGGAGCGCAAUGGAUAUUCUUUGGAUCUGCGGAGGCAAUUUGGGCACAGCUGUGAUGAUGGAUGGGUUACGACAACUGAAACGGCAUGACGAUGGGGAAGGCCACCUCCGCACACCUUGACGGACAGGGUAGAUUCCGGAUUGUGCCGAGCCUUUUUUUUUAGCCUGACGGCGCGCCCUGGCGGACAGCAAGGGCGAUGCGCAUCGCCGAUUGUUUGUUUUCUCUUCACUCUUGGCUGGGCAUCUGAGUGACUGGCCGACGCCAGCUGGUUGAUGCAGUCAGCUCCUGUUUGUACAUAAACGUGGGCGCUUCCCUUGCAAAUAGCCUGCAAACCUGGUACAUGACACCGG
Molecule: messenger RNA, 5015 nt
Organism: Purpureocillium takamizusanense
Lineage: Eukaryota; Fungi; Ascomycota; Sordariomycetes; Hypocreales; Ophiocordycipitaceae
Gene: CDC25
Product: cell division cycle- protein
Exons: 5
Coding region: 590-4060 (1156 amino acids)
Biological process (GO): positive regulation of GTPase activity; Ras protein signal transduction
Cellular component (GO): plasma membrane
Molecular function (GO): guanyl-nucleotide exchange factor activity; protein binding
Source: RefSeq, a predicted model, not a curated record